AUGAGUACAAAAUCCAUUCCGACUGUCUUCAAAGACACUCCUUCGACAUCCACAAGUUUAAUUCACCAACCACCACCGACAGGAUCACAACAGAGGAAUGCAUUCUAUCAUCGACAUGCCAAAUUGAUACAAUACCUUAAAGGACUGGCUAUCCGUGUAGCCACAAUGGUGGUCGUGUUAGGUGUACUGAUUGGAAUCGGCUUGGGUCUAAUGUAUACCGAAGGCCUACCUGCAUCAGAAACCUUUUCCAACCUGGCAUUCGAUUGGAAAGUUGAUCCCAAGAGUUAUCUUUUGCCAUUCAACCAGUCAUUCGAAUACAAUGUUCUUCUCGAUGGCCAUUCACACUCGACUUAUAGUGAUGGCAAAAUGAACAUUCGACAACUUCUUGACUGGCAUAUUGCUAAUGGAUAUAAUGCAGUAAUUGUCAGUGAUCAUAAUACAGUCGAGGGUGGACUGGCGGCUGAAAAGCUGGCAUUGGCCGAGUACAAUGAAACAAUUGUGGUUAUUCCGGCCAUGGAAUACUCGUGUUGUCGGAUACACAUGAAUUUUAUAGAUAUCAAUCAGACCAUUCCUGAAGGACCUCCAGUUCCCACCGAUGAAGAGCUUAGGCAAGUGAUUGACCAAGUACACUCAUUGGGAGGACUGGUGAUUGUAAACCAUAUUCCAUGGAGCAACACAACUGAGGAUUAUUAUCAAGACGCUCGGUUACCAAACCAUCCUUCGGUCAAUGAUCUUAUUUCCUGGGGAGUCGAUGGCUUUGAAAUCGUUCACCAGGACGUUCUUGAUUACCCUACUUUGCAGGUCACCCAGACCCACAAUCUGGUCCAGAUGACCGGCACUGAUGUCCACCACCCUUCAGUUGGGGCCAACGUGUGGCUGACAGUCAAUGUAACCAAAAUGGACCGCCAGUCCAUCAUGCAGGAGAUUCGAAACAGACAUACUUCGUUUCUGCUCGACCCGGCCGGAACCCGCCAGAGGAGCUACUCUGACAGCCAGCCAAGAUCUUACAACCGACUGCUGCCUCUGACUGCGCUGGGUGGAUACUUUAGCAUGUUCUAUACGGACUACAAGGGAAUGUACAGCUUCCAUGGCACCUUUUGUCACCCCGAGAGGCUUAUUGUGCACGGUGAUCUGGUUGGCUGGUUUAUCUUUUGGGUCCUGGUUGGUCUACUGAUGUUUGAGAUCGUCAGAGGGCUCUGUUUAUUUUUGAUGGACUUUAUACACCGUAAGCGUCAUAUAAACCAUCAGGACUACCGCCAAGAAAUAUUUUAA
This is a messenger RNA of Phycomyces blakesleeanus NRRL 1555(-), 1272 nucleotides long. RefSeq lists its product as hypothetical. The transcript has 5 exons. Gene Ontology annotation, molecular function: 5'-3' DNA exonuclease activity; 5'-3' RNA exonuclease activity. The record is from RefSeq and is a predicted model, not a curated record. The coding region runs from base 1 to 1272 and encodes 423 amino acids. NCBI's taxonomy places the organism in Eukaryota, Fungi, Mucoromycota, Mucoromycetes, Mucorales, Phycomycetaceae.